Vicia villosa (hairy vetch) is the source of this 1044-nucleotide messenger RNA. RefSeq lists its product as uncharacterized. The record is from RefSeq and is a predicted model, not a curated record. Gene Ontology annotation, molecular function: RNA binding. Gene Ontology annotation, biological process: maturation of LSU-rRNA from tricistronic rRNA transcript (SSU-rRNA, 5.8S rRNA, LSU-rRNA). Gene Ontology annotation, cellular component: nucleolus. The coding region runs from base 156 to 788 and encodes 210 amino acids. The transcript has 9 exons. Lineage: Eukaryota; Viridiplantae; Streptophyta; Magnoliopsida; Fabales; Fabaceae.
CUUUUUAUCAUCCAUAUGUAUUGCUUUGAAUGCAAAGCUUUGUAGUAUUUGAACGCAAGACUCUACAGGGGAUGCUGGUUGCCAGUUACAACAGUAGAAUUUUGUCUUAAGGAUAAACAUUCACGAUUACUUUGUUAAGUUGUGUGAAAAGUGAGAUGGGGACCAAGGCAAAGCAAGCUAUAAAGAAGAGUUUGAAAAAGUUUAAUGUUACUAUUAAGCCAGCUGAGGGUGCUGAUUUUUUGCCAUUGGCAGGUGGUCCGGGUCGCAAACUUCCAGAACUUAAACCGUUGGAGAAUACUUCCCCUGUUUUGUAUAUUGGUAGGAUUCCACACGGGUUCUAUGAGAAGGAGAUGGAAGCUUAUUUUGCACAAUUUGGAACCAUUAAGAGAUUGAGAAUUGCCAGAAAUAAAAAGACCGGAAAAUCAAGACAUUUUGGGUUCAUAGAAUUUGAAUCUCCUGAGGUAGCAAAAAUUGUUGCUGAUACUAUGCACAAUUAUUUGCUUUUCGAACACCUUCUUCAGGUUUAUGUGGUACCUUCAGAAAAUGUUCAUCCCAGAUUAUGGAAAGGAUUCAAUUACCGUUACAAGCGGUUGGACUCUCUCGAAAUUGAACGAAAGCGACAUGACAAGGAAAGAACAUUGGAAGAACACAAAAAGCUGGUUGAUAGGGUUAUGAAAUGCGACAAAAAGCGUCGUAAAAGGAUAGAGGCUGCUGGCAUUGAUUAUGAAUGUCCUGAGAUUGUGGGUAACCUCCAUCCUGCUCCAAAGAAGAUAAAGUUCGAUGACUGAGAGUAGGUAACAUGUUUCCUCUUUAAAAGUUCGACCAUUCACCUCAGGAAGAAUUUUAACAAUGAAAUUUUGAUAUUUUGCUCUCUUGUUAGAUUUUGUUAUCCUUUUCACAAUUCAUUAGUUUUUGUUGUAGUUAAUCACUUUCUUUAAUCAAAAGAUGAACCGUUUAUUGGUUUUGGAUACUGGAGAUGGUUAAUUGUUUAGACUUUGUUGAUUGUUGAUAGUAAAAGUAUGGAUAGGAAAUGCAUUUAAAUUA